AUGGCGACCACAGGGUCGGCCGAACGGCCCGGAACACCAGCCAGCGCCGUCACCGGCAGGUCCCGGCCCGGUUUAGGAUCAAACCCUCGAAAUGUUGAGGCGAAGAAGUGCGCGGCGUGUGUAGAGGCGCCGGCCGGCUUGAGCUCGCCCUGUGGACACACGUCCUGCCCGCUCUACCUGGCUCGAAGACACUCCGGCAGCGAAGAGCGGCUCCGGAGGAAGAGCGACCCCGACAGAAGCCGCGGCAAAGCGGGCAGGGGCGACUGCGACGGCAGGAGAGAGUUUUUCGUUUCUCCUGCUUUCGUUCCAAGGUCUGCAGACAAUUCUUCAGGACAAAGCGGAAAACACAAGCUGUUGUUGGAGGACAGAGAUGAGUCCAGGAGAAGAAACCCUGUCAACUGUAAAGACGAGUCUGGAUCAGUCCAACGUUCUGAGGAGCCUGAUUGUUUUUUUGCUCAACAAAAAAAAACAACAAAUUGUUGUUUUUUCCAGGGAGUCUUGUCUGAUUCAGAGAAUGAGGAACCAAUGAGCAGCAGGAUCAGAAAUAUUUCCUCCUUCAUCAGGAAAACCAAAGCCUCACUGACCUUCACUGGUGGUUCCCAGAGAAGUCGGAGCUGCACUGACCCGGUGGAGGACAGAGGGGGGGCGUUAAAAGUAGCCCAGCCAAGCCCAAUGGACCAGGUUUCUGUGGGCCACAGCUCCAUGGCAGGAAUCCUCCUGUCCUCUGAGAACAGUCGCUCUGUCUCUGCUCCCAUCACUGCUCCCGACCGCAGAUUCACGUGGCGAGUUGUUGUCACAUCGUCGACCCCUCUGGCCCUCCCGCCUUCCCGCCCUGAACGCUCCGUUAGCCCUGACAGCAACGAUAGCAUCUCUGAGGAACUCAACCACUUCAAACCCAUCGUGUGCUCGCCAUGCACGCCGCCCAAACGCCUUCCGGAUGGCCGUGUGAUGGAGCCCACCAUUGUCAAGUCCACCCCCAGGAAUCUGACCCGUGGCCUGCAGAAGGCCACCAGCUACGAGGCCAGCCCUGCUGUCCUGCAAAAGUGGAGGCAGAUUGAGCUGGAUCGCCAAAGCCUCAAAGUGAACUCAAAGGCCACGCUGACCAGCCCUGUCAUUGAUCUCCACAACAAGACCAGUGGAGGCGAAGAUUCCGCAAAGCCUCAUUCUCACCCAGCAGGAGGCGGCAUCAACAAGAGGAGGCUGCUGUUUGAACCUCCGGUUGGAGAUGUUGACAGCUUCCAGAAACCAUCUGUGAAGAUCCGUGUCCCUGCCGUUCGCUACAGCAACGAGUCCACUUUCAGAGGAACCUCAGACUUUGAACCAACAGCCACUGCUCCUGAAUCUUGCAGUGGAGGAGCGAUUUUCAGCCGAAAACAAUCAUUCUCACCCUACACCAAACACUCUGGUUUUCAGGCAUGUAAACUGGUGCCAAAGGACUCACAGAGUCCGAAGAAGGAGUCUGACAGUAGCAUCCACAAGCAGUCUACCUCACGAAAAGGCAAAAAGAGGAAGCAGAAGACCAAACACCUGGACUCAGAUUGGGACUCCGACCUGAAAAGAAGUCGGUCGUUGAGCCAGGAGGCUGUGGACGAGCGGUACAUGCAUCAGACCCAGCAGGAGCGCCAGGACCGAGCGCUUGCCCUAAAGCUGCAGAGACAGUUUGACCUGGAGAACCAGAUGGUCAGCCGCAGGAGGAGUCCAGACAAGUACUUCUUGCGUUCUUGGCGGUCCAAUCAGAACCGGAGGAGGCGAGGCCUGAGGAGAUCUCGAAGAAUCAACAAGAAGCACUAGAGAGGAGCAGUCUGCUGAAGUUUAUAUAUGCAAAGUCAUGAAAGUGAAGGUUGAACAAAUAGUAUGAAUGUUUUCAAAUCAACAGCCUGACUGUAUUUUAAACUCUAGCAGGAUUGGUUCUGAAUCCUGGACCGAUACAUUUCUUCCAAACUUGUCUUUUUAUCAGCAUAAUACCAAAAACUGAGCUCAGUGCCAGAGGAAAAUUGGCACGAGCUGCAUCCCAAACAGUUUUUAGUUCAGUCCAGCAGAAAGCGAUGGAGCUCAGCAAACUUUAUAACUUCUCUUCAGCUCACUAAACUGAAUUUGAAGACUGAAAGCUCUACGUUUACAGUGUGUUUAGAUAAGAGGGGAGACAUCUUGCGUAAGGAAUCGGUUUAUUUCAGUUUUAUCCUCCUGAACAUGUCCAAAACUGAAUGAGAAUGGACCGUGGGAACAGAACCACUUUCCUGAUUGGGUUCCUAACAUGGAACGGGUUUGGUUCUGUGGAGACUUUAAUGUAUGUGAUCACUGAUGAGGCCUUUUCCUACUCCCAAUGUGACUUCUUCUCCCAGUUUGUUAUUCCAGUAUGGUUACUGGCAGUCUUCCAGUCUGUACUUCUCACAUUGGAUGUGGAUGAGGGUUGUUCACAGCCUCUAGGCUCAUAGGUACUAUGGUUCUGGCAUGUUCUGUUAAAAAGCCCUCAUUUAUCUGAAUGAGCAGAACAGUAAUCUACAUCAUGGCUCGUCUCAGAGCUUUCAUUAGUUUUUGGGUCGCGUUUUUAAAUCUACAGCUAAAUGUUGGAUUUACUGAGACGGCAAAGAGCAAAUACCAAAUUCUGUGGGCACGUUUUGUUGUUUGGAAUGUGCAGAUGAUUUACAUAAAAGCUUGUGUGAUCAACAGGGGAUGUACUUAACUGAAGGUUCAGUAUCUUGACGAGUCCAGAUAAUGACUCACACACUGCUUUCUGAUUGUAUGGACUCGCCUGGGUGGCACGGUGGGGUUGUGGUCCUGGGUGCGAACCCACCGGGUCAGUCAGGUGCCUUCACUGUGGAGCUCCCAGGUUCUCCUCCUUUCUCCCACAGACCAAAGACAAAGUGGUGUUCGUUGGUGACAGUAAAUUGCUUGUUAGCGUGAAUUUGAGCAUAAGGCUUGUAUAUGAGCUGUGUGAUGUACUGAGGAUCAUUAACGGACGGGCAAUGAUCGGCCUAAAAGCCUAAAGCUUCCAUCUUAUGGUUUCUAAGAAUGAAUCAUGCUCCUUUGUGUGAAUCACCAGGAAAUUAUACACAUCGGUGAAAGCUGAUGGUUUCACAAAUGCUUGUUAUUAAUAAGUGGCGAUAAAAACAAUGUGGCAUAAAUGGAAACGAAUGCCUCCCAGCUGUAUUUAACUACAUGGUAUUACUUACAUUUCACUGUGUGAACUCCUAAACCACAUAUCACUUCAACCUUCCAAUAUUUCUCCCUCCUUUACUUUAUCUGAUUAUUUCUGUAGUCAUUUAUUUUUUUCCUGUCUUAACAUAAUCAUGUUUUCUGUCAGAACUUAUGGGUUCCUCAAUGAUUUUUGCCAUACGCUUCACAGUCAGAUGGAAACAGUGUGAUUAAUACUUAUUGACAGGUUGAAGUGUUUUUGGUGCUGAAGGGCUUUUCAACCGAUGCCACAUGAGCUUUGCUCUCAGAAACACUGAUAUGCACAUUUUGUACUAAAGCCUGGGGUUGUUCAGUUGAUGCAGUGUGACAGCAGCGUGGUUCUGCAGGUGGGGGAGGGGGUGCGAGCGCUGAGUGCCAGACCUGAGACUGUCUGCUGGACAAUGGUUAGAGUUUAUAUUUCAGUAGUUUUGUAUUGAAAGGAGCAGAGGCUGUCGGAAACAAGACAAACUAAAAUACAUAAAAAAUCAA
Messenger RNA from Betta splendens (Siamese fighting fish), 3663 nucleotides. RefSeq names its product ring finger protein 169 (gene rnf169). Gene Ontology annotation, biological process: double-strand break repair. Gene Ontology annotation, cellular component: site of double-strand break; nucleus. The transcript is spliced from 6 exons. The coding region runs from base 1 to 1791 and encodes 596 amino acids. Gene Ontology annotation, molecular function: nucleosome binding; ubiquitin-protein transferase activity. NCBI's taxonomy places the organism in Eukaryota, Metazoa, Chordata, Actinopteri, Anabantiformes, Osphronemidae. The record is from RefSeq and is a predicted model, not a curated record.